ACAACGAAUCCUUAAUCAAAGCAAUUCUUUGUGCUGGUUUUUAUCCCAACGUCAUCUCUGUUUGUCAUUCUCCACAUUCUUCGCGGUGAGUAAAGAAUAAUUAAGCCCCCAUACAGACGUUCCCCUUGACAAGUUUACUUUCUCGUGUGGACGGUUUAAAGUUUUGAAGAAAACAAAUUCUCUCCUUUACGCUUUGCGUUUGUUAGAGAGAGCGGCUUUCACCCUUUAGAUAUUAUCCAAAACUAUUGUUCAUUUAUACGAAUCGAUCCGGGAUUGAGUACGGUUCUCCAGUUUGGCUGUUGUUAUAAACUCAAAACUACCGUUUCAAAAUUGUAUUUAAGGUGGUCUUCCACCCAAAUUUUCCAAUAUUCGUUAUUUUUUAGAAAAACGUAAAAAUGUACUCUUUAUAGCGUUCUUUAUAAAAUCCGUGUAAUUUUAAGAACGAAAAUGUACCGUAAACCAGAGAAAUCCAGCAAAUUCUACACCUUCGUAGGGUAAAACUACGAUUUUAUCCGGAGCGAUAAAGAUAUGCGAUUGGUUUAGUCUAUUGUUCCAUUUUCAAUUAUAUUGUUCUAUCUAAGUUAUUCUAAUAUAUGCAAAAACUUUAAAAUCGCUUUUCUCACAUGAGCAUUUUGCGAAAUACUAAAAACUCUCCUACUGUUCAUACUGAAUCAAUUCGUUCGAAAUUUUCAGAGUUUAUUUGCUUGUUACAUAGCCAUGUCAUGGACCUAAAAAACUUCAUAUAUCAGCAAUAUACAUUGCAAGAGUAGCCUUAUAAGAACUCCUUUCUUCAUAUAAUUUUAAAAAAGUAAAAUAUGAAGGCCUUAUUAUAUUACUUGUAUAUUUUUUUAGGUUCAUGACAUAGAUCGAUGUAUUAAGUGUCCAUUAAAGCUGUUUCUAAAAUCCUCGGUAAAUUAGUUUGGCUCACAUCAUUUUUGGAGCAAACCCUAUAUUUUACCCUAUAGCGAGGCCUAUCUUAGUUACUAUGGCAACGACGAAUGUAAAAGUUACUGAUCCUGCGUCAGCUGAGGAUAUUCCAUCAUAUUUGACUCAAAUAUGAUGAUAAAACCUUCAAAUUGAAAAAAAUGUUUUUAGGGUGGAAGACCCCCUUAACAAGUUCUACCGAUUACACACAAUGGACUAUAUAAUGUAAAUUAAAAUAUUUUCCGUUCUCAGACCGCCACAGCUCUCUAUACAGCAGGAUGGUCGACAUGUUAAGGUGGAAGUGCAUCCCAAAUCUGUUAAUUGUUCAGAACGUUCAUUUCAUAGUAACUGGCUUAUUUAUUUGGAGAAAAUCAAAUCGACCAUG
Molecule: messenger RNA, 1309 nt
Organism: Paramuricea clavata
Lineage: Eukaryota; Metazoa; Cnidaria; Anthozoa; Malacalcyonacea; Plexauridae
Source: the annotation of a GenBank genome assembly